Messenger RNA from Cervus elaphus (red deer), 1259 nucleotides. It is a transcript of the gene ABHD11, whose product is annotated as abhydrolase domain containing 11. Gene Ontology annotation, cellular component: mitochondrion. Bases 191 to 1102 code for a protein of 303 amino acids. NCBI's taxonomy places the organism in Eukaryota, Metazoa, Chordata, Mammalia, Artiodactyla, Cervidae. The record is from RefSeq and is a predicted model, not a curated record. The transcript is spliced from 6 exons.
GGUGCAAGGGGCGGAGCCUAGAAGAGAGACAGGUUUCCGGGAUUACGUAAGGAGACGUGAGCGAAGGCGGGGCGCUCCGCGCUAGGGGGCGGGUGAGAAGGCGGAGCUCUGGCCGGAAUUGGGCGGGGCCCUGAGCGAGGCGGAGCCUACGGGACAGCACGAGGUGCGCACCCGGUAGCAGAUUCUGGAGAUGGUCGGCUGGACGCGCGCUUGGAUGCUUACCUAUAGGGGGCUCGGCCCCUCCAGUUCCAGCUUCUCCAGACUGCCUAUCGCAUCCAGCAGCAGUCAAGGCGGCACCGAGCCGAGACCGGUGCCGCUUUCCUACAAGCUUCUGGACGGCGAGGCAGCUAGCCCGCCCCUUGUCUUUCUGCAUGGGCUCUUCGGCAGCAAAACCAACUUCAACUCCAUCGCCAAGGCCCUGGCUCAGCAGACAGGCCGGAGGGUGCUGACAGUGGAUGCUCGGAACCAUGGUGAGAGCCCCCACAGCCCAGACAUGAGCUACGAGGCCAUGAGCCAGGAUCUGCAAGACCUCCUGCCCCAGCUGGGCCUGGUGCCCUGCGUCCUCAUUGGCCACAGCAUGGGAGGCAGGACCGCCAUGCUGCUGGCACUUCAGAGGCCAGAGCUGGUGGAGCGCCUGAUUGCCGUGGACAUCAGCCCAGUGGAGACCACGUCCAGCUCGAACUUUCCAAACUACGUCACAGCCAUGAGGGCCGUGGACAUGGCAAAUGAGGCGUCCCUUUCCGGCGCCCGAAAACUGGCCGAUGAGAGGCUCCGCUCUGUUAUCCAGAGCACGAGCAUACGGCAGUUCCUGCUCACCAACCUGGUGGAGGUGGAUGGGCGCUUCAUGUGGAGGCUGAACUUGGAUGCCUUGGAUAAGCACUGGGACAAGAUCUUGGACUUCCCCGCACGACAGGAAACCUACUCUGGGCCAACCCUCUUCCUCCGGGGUGGAAACUCUCAAUUCCUGCUUCCCAGCCACUACCCUGAGAUUAGGCGGCUGUUCCCUCGGGCCCAGAUGCAGACCGUGCCGAACGCUAGCCACUGGGUCCACAGCGACCGCCCACAGGACUUCAUGGCUGCAGUCCGAGGCUUCCUGGCCUAAGGGUUGCUGGCCAGAGGGGACGUGAAACCCCAGGCGUCAAGGCUCUGCGUCCUGCUCCUUGUUUCUGUACAGAAGCAUUCAGGUGGGCACUCCGAGGGCACAAGGAUGCAGAAGGGGUCAGACCUCAAACUUUAAUGAAUAAAGACACUCCUUCCAA